ACCAAAAUAACACAACCUGACCAUAAUGGAGACACGAAAAGGAAAGUAAAUAUUCAGCAGACCUGAAAAGUGGGCAGCUGCCAAGUGACAUUAUUUGAAGGAUGUGAACAAGAACUGCUCUACAUAUUGGACAUGAAUAUUAAAUGUGGGAGUUUAUGUAGCACUUUUAUAAAGUUUAGUCUAUAGAAUGCUGUAUGUGUAGCAGCAGAAAACGGCAUGGCCCACUUCGAUACAGAGUACCAGCGCCUGGAGGCGUCCUACAGUGACUCGCCUCCAGGAGAGGAGAAUCUGUUGGUGCAUGUACCAGAGGGUUCGAAAUCUCACUGGCAUCACAUAGAAAACCUGGAUCUCUUUUUCCAGAGAGUUUAUAAUCUCCACCAGAAGAAUGGAUUUACUUGCAUGCUUUUGGGAGAAAUCUUUGAGCUUGUGCAAUUGGUUUUUGUGGUCACGUUUACAGUAUUUCUGGCCAACUGCGUUGACUAUGACAUCCUUUUUGCAAACAAAUUUUUCAAUCACACUGACUCUUCUAAGGUGACCCUUCCUGAUGCUUUUCUUCCAGUGGAUGUCUGUCGUUCUCGGAUCCGUGAUAAUAUCUUGGUUAUGUUCAUUCUUGUGAUAUCUGGAGUGUUCUGGCUCCAUCGCUUGGUAAAAUUUAUCUACAAUGUCUGCUGCUACUGGGAGAUCAGAUCAUUCUACAUCAAUGCUUUAAAAAUGUCAAUGGCGGACAUUCCUUAUUUCACCUGGCAGGAGGUGCAGGCACGAAUUAUUGAGAUCCAAAAAGAGCAUCAGAUCUGCAUUCACAAAAAAGAACUGACAGAACUAGACAUCUACCACCGCAUUCUGCGCUUUAAGAACUAUAUGGUUGCCAUGGUGAACAAAUCCUUGUUGCCCAUCCGUUUCCGUUUGCCUUUGCUGGCCGACUGCGUUUUUUACACCCGCGGCCUCAAGUACAACUUUGAGCUGAUCUUUUUCUGGGGUCCUGGCUCUCUCUUUGGGAAUGAAUGGAGUCUCAAAUCAGAAUACAAGCGUGGAGGAAAUCGUCUAGAGCUGGCAGAUCGCCUAAGCUCGAGGAUAUUGUGGAUCGGCAUUGCAAACCUGCUCUUGUGCCCUGUCAUUCUAAUCUGGCAGAUUCUUUAUGCAUUCUUCAGCUAUACAGAGGUGAUCAAGCGCGAGCCAGGCAGUCUGGGGGCGCGCUGCUGGUCUCUUUACGGCCGCUGUUACUUGCGUCACUUUAAUGAGCUUGACCAUGAGCUUAUGUCACGGCUUAGCAAGGGCUACAAGGCGUCAUCCAAGUAUAUGAACUGCUUCAUGUCACCUCUGCUCACGGUGGUGGCCAAGAAUGUAGCCUUUUUUGCUGGCUCCUUAUUAGCUGUGCUUAUUGCAUUGACCAUCUAUGAUGAGGAUGUGUUAGCUGUGGAGCAUGUGCUCAGCAGUAUCACACUCCUGGGGGUUUGCAUUACAAUCUGCAGGUCAUUUAUUCCUGACAAGCAUAUGGUGUUUUGCCCAGAACAGCUGCUCAAAGUGAUUCUAGCACACAUUCACUACAUGCCGGACCACUGGCAAGGCAAUGCCCAUCGCUAUGAGACCAGAGACGAGUUUUCCCAGCUAUUCCAAUAUAAAGCAGUAUUUAUUCUAGAGGAGCUACUCAGCCCUGUCAUCACUCCAUUCAUCCUAAUUUUCUGUCUACGCCGCAAAUCUCUCGAGAUCAUCGACUUUUUCCGGAAUUUCACUGUUGAGGUGGUGGGAGUGGGUGAUACCUGCUCUUUUGCACAGAUGGACGUCCGUCAACAUGGACAUCCGGCUUGGAUGUCUGCUGGGAAAACUGAAGCCUCAAUCUACCAGCAGGCAGAGGAUGGAAAGACAGAGCUGUCCCUUAUGCACUUUGCCAUCACUAAUCCACAAUGGCAGCCACCGCGAGAGAGCACCCAUUUUAUCAGCCAGCUAAAAGAGAAAGUGCACCGUGAGACCACUGCAGGACAACAAGGGAAUGUACCAGAGAAUCUCACUUCUUUACAGUCUGAGUCUGAGCCCCGAAGUCUCGUCGCAAACCUCCUGGCUGGCCCGCCGUCCUUGGCCUCAAUCCACCUGGGUCGAGAUGGUUCCAUAAUCAAUCACUUUUCAAUGGGAAUGAGCGAGGGUGCAUCAGCUCUGCGGUCUCUCUCCCCUCUCAGCACAAGCGUGCAUCUGCGAGCCAGUUACCCAUCCACCAGGCUGCCCCGACCGGAUCACCCUGCAGUGGCGGCAGGCAGAGCUAUGGCAGGCUCAAACACCGAUGCCCGCACUGUCAGUUCUGGCAGCAGUGCUUGGGAAGGUCAGCUAACCAGCAUGGUCCUAUCAGAGUAUGCCUCCACUGAGAUGAGCAUUCAUGCCCUCUACAUGCAUGAGAUGCACAAGCAGCAGUCUCGCGGUGAGAUCUCGCGCCACACAUGGCACAGGGAGGAAAGCGAUGAGAGCAGUGAAGAUGUUCAUGAUGACACAGAGACAACGCGCAACCUGCCACGCUCUAACACCUUCCCCAUCAACACAACUGCCAACCAACAAGGGACAGCACUCCACAGCAGUAUGCAGCGCCAGUACGGGGGAACUACUGAUUCCCUAAGCGGGGGCCAUCGGGUUCAGAGGAUGGCACGGAUGCCAAUGGGUGGUUGGGCAGAGGCACCUGUACCAGAGGAGGGUUCUGAAGAUGAUCUACCACCACAUGUUCAUAAGGUGACAUAAUCUUCCAGCUGGGACGACCUUCAAAGGACUUGGAAGAAGAAAAAAAAUAAUAUAAUAAUAUUUAUUCACUCUGACAGCGCUGAAGUUUAAACUGCAUGUUACCAUGCAACAUCUACAUUUACCAUUUAAACAGAUUUUUUUAUAUAUAUAUAUGCAGUGUGUUUUUAAUUAUGGUAAUGCAUUAGGUAAGAAAAAUCAUAAUCAUUAUUUAUACAUCUACAGUACCACAGUGAGUUCAAAUUUAGUCUGGUCACAGUUGGAUAAGUUGCUUGCCUAAUACAGCUUAAAAAAAGUUUUUGAUUUGUUUUAUCUAGGUGACUCGGACCUCUGAGGUAUGAACAUGUCAAACAAACUCUGACUCUUCUAAAUGGCCCCAAAAACAUACCGAACUUAAACCACCUACUGAGAAGGUUUAGUUCGUUUGAGGUUCGUUUUGUGGUCCAUUUGAUUUGCGCAUUGUAAAAACAAAGCAAUCUGCUCUGGUCUGCUUCACAUGAAAAAUAAGCAACAUGAAAAGAAUUUUACAGCAACAUUAAAGGUGGCCAUUUGAAACAUGCUAUCACAUAGCUGGACUUCUACAUUAGGCGUGGUGUAAACAAAAAGUGGUUUGAGAUCUCAUUAGUGCUAAAGAGGACAGAUAACUUAGUCCUCUUUUAAGUUUACUAACAACAUGAACACAAAAAUCACGAAGGUCAUUUGCAGCUGUGUUUGUUUCAUUUACACAGAACAUGAAAAAACACCCUUAAAUUGCACUGAUGUGAGUUUAUUUCAGAUAAAUGGAAAUGACAAAACCUAGAAACUGAGAUACUUCAGAACUAAAGAUUCCAACAAUGAAAAUGGAAUGCUUAAGAUUCGGUUUAAUUAGAAAGUAAUCUCCAGUUUAAAAUAAAAUAAACAGUAAAGUUCUCUUUUAGUGCAGAUUCUAAAAGUAUUGCUGCAUGGUGCUGGGUGAUCCUGCAUCCUGACGUGCAUGUUAAUCACCUUCCUGUUUGCACAUUUAAAAUAAGAAUGCACUUUAGGAUUUUUUUAAUCCAAAGGCUAUUUCUCUCAGUUUGUCUUCACAAGUGUUUCAUACAUGUUUUAUUUUCUUCCUGUGAGUAAUAAAAACAGUGGGAUAUUUGUAUCCACCGUUAAGAAAAACAGGAACCACAAGAGCUUAAGCAUAGAUGUACAAUAUUAUAGAAUGUACUUGUUUUUAUGGUUGGUUUUUUUAUUGAAUCUACUCCCAUUUUUUAGUGCUUGGUAACAGUUUUUACAUUUUCAUGUCCUAUUAAAAACAUCACCAUGAUGAUUUCUGUAACCAUUACCAUGUUUUCUGUACAAUAAUGUAUAAAGGACCGGCUGACAUUAAGUGUGAUUUCAUAGAAUUCAGCUCAGCUGCUGCAUGAUCUGACCUCUCUACCACUGUACACAUUAAAUUAUUUUACCAGGUAGGCUGAAGAAAGACGUUUAUGAUGUAAUCUAUGCUCUAUUUUGUUGGUUGUGUCAGUGUAUAAUGUAAAUUUUGUACAGCUGUAAAGUCAUUAGAAUGUGUUUAAUAAUUUGCACACUUAAAGCAGUCCUUGUGUACUUAAUUAUAUAUUUAUUUUGCUUAUAAAUAUAAGGAUUUCAAUAAAACCAGAGGAAAAAAGAUGA
This is a messenger RNA of Trichomycterus rosablanca, 4353 nucleotides long. RefSeq names its product ATG9 autophagy related 9 homolog A (S. cerevisiae) (gene atg9a). Lineage: Eukaryota; Metazoa; Chordata; Actinopteri; Siluriformes; Trichomycteridae. Gene Ontology annotation, biological process: autophagy of mitochondrion; nucleophagy; protein localization to phagophore assembly site. The record is from RefSeq and is a predicted model, not a curated record. Gene Ontology annotation, cellular component: autophagosome; phagophore assembly site. Bases 217 to 2718 code for a protein of 833 amino acids. The transcript is spliced from 16 exons.